AUGGCGUCGCCCUGCCUUCGUGACCAAGUGCUGGUCACCCUGACCGCUGUGAAUCCGCCUUUUGACUUUGCCUUUCCGACUCGUCACCUUCUACUCGAAUCGGACCAAUCAAUCCCUCUCGGACGUAUGAGCAAGAAAAACACCACAUAUGCUGCCACCGGAAAGAAUGGCUGGAUAGAUUCCGCCGUCAUGUCCAGAAGCCAUGCCUCGCUAUCUUUUGAUAAACAGCACAAUGCUGUUUUCCUCAGAGAUGCCGGUUCCCUUCACGGAACCUUUUAUAACGAUACCCGAUUGAAGCCUCAUCAAAUCCAAGCCAUCAAGGAUGGUGACCUGAUCCGGUUCGGCAUUCCUGUUGACAGAGGAUCAGAUAUAUGUGCUCCUUGUACCAUGGAAGUUGGUGUUCAAUUUGGGCCGCAGAACUUCUUUCAAGCCCCGACCGUUUUCAGAGUGCCCGAUGAGACCGAUGAGGAAGAGAGCGCCGAAGAAGAUCACGGCGAUAGUACCAUCCGACACGGCCUGCAGGUUCUACGAGACAACAAUAUUCGUCCGGCCAAAAACUGUAUCGCUCGACAAGAAAUUAUCGCUAUUGACCUAUCUGACCACGAGAUGGGAUCGCCUGCGCCCGAGGAUCAAACGAUCUCUACCAGGUCCAUCCAGGAUCUGAUGACUGACGGGGCUGUCUCUGAGCAAUCUCACUCACGCAUACAUUCUCCUCCGGGAACGAUUGAUAUCCCAGACGAUAUCCCAGACGAUAUUCCAGACGAUAUUUCAGACGACGACGGCGUCUUCUACGAAGACGAGUAUGAGGGGGAGUACAUGUCUGAGUCUGAUGACGAUUCCCAUGGCCAAUCUUCACUAGAAGACACUCAUCUCGAUCACGCUUUAGAUCACGAUCUGUUGGACAGCGACCAGCAUGUCCCUCAUAUCGAAGCCACAGAAAUCCAUGAGGCAGAGAUAUUUGAUCGAUUUGAAAACCAUUGCCUACCUCCCAUCAUGAAUUUCUCGCUGCCAAACGCAGCCUCUGUUCCAAAUCAACCUUUGCCUGGCGUGCAGCUGCCGUCCCUCUUUGACACUUUCCGAUCGCAGGAUAUAUCCACGGGUCAACACAACACAACAUACAAUCACACCAACGAAACAGAUACCCCAAAUCAAUCUUUUGUUAGUGUCCCCACGGCCCCGGAGCAAGUCGAGACCAGAUUCUGGCCCGAAGACGUUGCCCAAAGUCGAGCAACCGAGUCCAGCAUUCUGUUAGACUCGGGAGCCGAGUUCCUUAAAUCUCCGCUCAAGGAGCAUCUUGAGGUACACAUAAGAUCGGAAGAAGAUACUCUUGACUUUGACGAAUCUUCCGCCUACCAAUUCGAGGUAACCAAGGCCGCUCUUCAGCAACAGCGACAGCAGAAGCAGCCAGUUUACCAAGAGGAGAUUCACCAAGAGGAGCCGAGUCAGCAAGACGAGCAGGUUCAGAAUCAGCAACAGCAGCCGCAGGCUGAGCUUACAAGUGUCAACGCGGAUGCUGAUCAGCCUAUGGAGUCCCCAGAGAAGGCGGUUCGAAACAAACGCAAGGCAUUGGAAAUUUCCGAAAUGACUGCCGAGGAAAUCCCCUUCGCCAAGCUCACCCCACAGCUCACCCAUAUUCAAGACUCGUCUCCAGCUUCUGCAAAACCUAGGUCUGUUGACGACUCUGUAAUGGAUAUCUCUCCCGUUGACGUCCACUCCGGAGCCGAGGAGCCGCAAGUGAAGCGACUGCGCAAAGCUGCUGAGAUUUUUGGAUAUGCGGCACUUGGGGGAGUUGCUGUCAUGUCUGCCUUGAUCGCCACUGCCCCAACACUAUAA
Molecule: messenger RNA, 1833 nt
Organism: Trichoderma aggressivum f. europaeum
Lineage: Eukaryota; Fungi; Ascomycota; Sordariomycetes; Hypocreales; Hypocreaceae
Exons: 4
Coding region: 1-1833 (610 amino acids)
Cellular component (GO): cytoplasm
Molecular function (GO): protein binding
Source: RefSeq, a predicted model, not a curated record